AUGUCCAGAAGUAGCCCAGAUCUGAAGCGUCACUUACAGGGAAGAACUCACUACACCAGUCCGUCAAGUCAGAAUGCGAUGAUAAGUCUAAUUGGAGACAAUAUCCAACGUACGAUAGUGAAGGAAGCCAAGGAAAGUGGGAUGUUUGCAGUCAUAUGCGAUGAAACCGUGGACUUGUCAAAAGUUGAGCAGAUGUCUGUUUGCAUUCGCUAUGUAACUAACAGUCUUCAAGUGAGAGAGCGUUUUCUUGGCUUUUGGCCUCUGGCAAGGACAGAUGGUGAGUCUUUGUUUCAGCUGUUGACGGAUGUUAUGUCACGCCUUGAUCUACCAAUGGCUCUACUUAGAGCGCAGUGCUAUGGUGGGGCUGCUAACAUGAGGGGUAGGUAUUCAGGCUUGGCAAGCAGAGUUAGAGAAGUUGCGAAGAAAGCCGUUUACGUGCAUUGCUACGCCCAUCAACUAAAUCUCACCUUACAGGAUGCUUGCAAAGGAGUAAUAGCAGUUCGUAACCAGCUUGGCAUCGUUUCUACUCUCUAUGAACUACUGGAGAGGUCGGCAAAACGACACUCGAUUUUUCAGGAAGUGCAAAGACGACGAUUGGAGGCUGACGGCCAACUGGGCAAUUGCCCAAAAACGUUGAAGCGUCACUGUGAAAGUAGGUGGUCAUCGAGAUACUCGUCCAUUCAUACCGUAAAGGAGCAGUUCGAGGCAAUGCUAGAAACUCCAGGAGAACUGGAGAAUGAUGCAAUAAUUGGAGCUGAUGCUGCCGCUCUUCUCAAGUCCAUCUCAACUUUUGGCUUUUUCUUUUGGAUCUCCGUGUUGGACAAGGUGUUGAACGUAACACAGGCGAUGUCUCUGUACCUCCAAGGUUCCACAGUGGAUCUUCAGCUGGCAAGAAAGUACGCACAGUCUGUCAUCAAAACUUUCGAAGAUUACAGAAGUGACAAAGAGUUCAAUUAUUUAUGGAAGUCUUUGCUCAAUGAUAGUCGGAGACUGGGACUGGAGCCACUUGGACUACAGAGACAAAGGCGACUACCAAGACGAUUGGAUACAGGUGGUUCUGAACACCAUAGUCCAAAGAGUGCAGAAGAACUCUGUAGAACAAUGUACUUCGAACUCUUGGAUAUUUUGAUGACACAGCUCAGAGACCGGUUCUGCAGUGAGGAUGUGACGAUUGCUAUGAAAGUUCAGAGUCUACUUCUAGAAUCCGCAACAACUGAAGAACCCGACUUAAAGAUGGUCGAAGAUGUAGUACACUUCUACGACGACGACUUUGAUGCUCCUCCAAGUCAUGUGAAAGCCCAGCUUCAGGUUUUCUAUAACUUUGUUAAGCAGAAUGCUGGCGAAAACACCGUUCACACUGUCAAGGAAUUGACCGUAUUCUUUGUUGACCAUGGUUGUAGAGCCUUGUUUCCAGCUAUCUUGCAACUGUUCAAGAUUUUUCUGUGCACUCCAGUGACAUCUGCAAAUGCAGAGAGAUCGUUCUCUGCACUGAAAAGACUGAAAACUUGGCUAAGAACUCGAAUGUCGGAUGAUCGGCUCCGCUCACUAGCACUCAUGUCUUUUGAAAAGGAACUUACAGCAGAUCUAGAAGCCAACGUCGAGGACUUAGUGUUGCAAUUUGCUGAUAUUACUGACCAGCGUAUGCCUUUAGUGUAA
Messenger RNA from Corticium candelabrum, 1656 nucleotides. RefSeq names its product zinc finger MYM-type protein 1-like. Bases 1 to 1656 code for a protein of 551 amino acids. NCBI's taxonomy places the organism in Eukaryota, Metazoa, Porifera, Homoscleromorpha, Homosclerophorida, Plakinidae. The transcript has a single exon. Gene Ontology annotation, molecular function: protein dimerization activity. The record is from RefSeq and is a predicted model, not a curated record.